Messenger RNA from Clupea harengus (Atlantic herring), 2303 nucleotides. It is a transcript of the gene abhd14b, whose product is annotated as abhydrolase domain containing 14B. NCBI's taxonomy places the organism in Eukaryota, Metazoa, Chordata, Actinopteri, Clupeiformes, Clupeidae. The record is from RefSeq and is a predicted model, not a curated record. Gene Ontology annotation, molecular function: hydrolase activity. Gene Ontology annotation, biological process: positive regulation of transcription by RNA polymerase II. Gene Ontology annotation, cellular component: cytoplasm.
AAACUUCCUGUGAGAAAAAAAAUGAACUUCAACCUACAAAGUAGUCUAGAGAGAAUGAUUGUUGUCGAGUAGGCCUACAUUUGGUUACUGUAGUGGACCGCUUGCCACCCGUUUCAAACAAUUCUGUCAAAGAUAUAGUUGCAAGAACAAGUUGCCUUGUAUUUGCAUCAUUACUCUUUACAGGAAGAUGUCUACAGUGAAACUCUCAGAGGGAACGGUGACCGUGGACCUUUGCGGUGGGACGCCGCUGUUUUACCGACAGGGUGAGCCAGGGGCGGGAGAACCACGGCUCUCUGUGCUCCUGUUGCAUGGUAUCCGCUUCUCCUCCGAGAACUGGCUCAAUAUCGGGACCCUUGAGACUUUGGCAAAGGCGGGCUGUCGAACUGUGGCUGUCGAUCUACCAGGCCUAGGACAGUCAAAGGCUGCUUCGGCCCCAGUGGCGGUGGGGGAGUUGGCCCCGGGAGCCUUCUUGCAGCAGGUGUGUGAGGCUCUCAAACUGGGCCCAGUGGUGGUAGUGAGCCCCUCUCUCAGUGGCAUGUACUCCCUGCCCUUCCUCUUCCAACACGCCCCCCUGCUGAAGGCCUAUGUGCCCAUAGCGCCCAUCUGCACGGACAAGUUCAUUGCCCAGCAGUACGCCAGUGUCCAGACACCCACUCUAAUUGUCUACGGAGACCAGGACACUCAACUUGGGGAGUUGUCGCUUAGCAACCUCAAACAUUUACCCAAUCACAGAGUUGUAGUGAUGAAGGGAGCUGGGCACCCCUGUUACCUUGAAGACCCAGAGACAUGGCACAAGGCCCUGUUGGACUUCCUGCAGAUGCUAUGAAAGACCCACUCACACCAAAGGAGUUAGGAUGAACAGAAAAACCCAAUCAGGUAUCAUGGAUGAAUCUGCACAGACAGGUGUUUUUGCGGGUUGAAUCGUUUGGAUUCCUUUACAGUAGCAUUCAAAAUGUCAAUCUAAUUAUCACUAAAUAAUCUUAUGACUAAAUGACCAAAUAACUAGCAUCAUGAAUUCACAGUUUUCAUAUGCUGUACUGUAUGUUUGUAAAUACAUAAAUGGAUGUUUAUGAAUGUGUAUAUAACUUUUUACUAUUUUAAAGUGAAAUUAAACGCUACCAACAUGCUUUCAAACUUUAUCUUUAGAUAUAUUGAGUGUUUUUUUGUCUAUGUACUUACCAUUGAAAUCCUUGCAAGAUAGACAAGGCAAGACACUACAGAGUAUUGGCUGCACUUUGCAGAUUUCAAUAUGAAUCCAUUGCCAUUUAGAGAGAAAUUAAUGGUGAAUGGCGCAAGCAAUAAUAUAUUGUUCUUCUUAAAUUUUAUUAGUGUGAUUCUGUUAGCAUUACGCAAUCACAGUAUUGGCUCGCAAAAAUUCUAAAUCCCUUGUAGUUCUUCAGGAAGGCAUUCUUCAGAAGUUGUUUACCUGAAAUUAAUUAGACUAGUCCAAAUGAAAAUAAUUUAAUGUAGAAAGGUAGAUAAAAAAAAUGACAAUUACAAUCAGAAUAAAUCGUUGCAAAUAACAUAUUUUGCUCAUCCUUAAAUUCUUUGCUUAUUGUGUAUCUGUUUUUAAAUAUUCAGUUAAAAAAUGAAUGUUCACAAUGUGAUGCUGUUUGAUGAUGUAUUGAUUAAUGGUGUAUUGUCACUUUAAGAUAUUUGGUUUAGGCUACAUUUGGUUUAUGAUGAUAAAUGGAAGGACCGUUGCUGUGUAUGGUUGGGACAUUGUGAUGUGAAUCUGAUAGGCUAGGGUACUGCAAAAGAGAAUGUCCAUGAAUGAGUGCUAUACUUUGAGGAAUGACAGAUCGUAUAAAAUGUUAAAGUUACAUCUGAAUCAGAGGACACUGAUUCAACACCUUUUAAUGGAUGGUAUGUGUUAAUCAGUCUCAGAAUAAACCACACAUUCACAAACUUAAAUGCUGCCUAGCACACGCUUUUUGCCCAAGACUAAUGUUAAAUCUAGCCUGUAAGAUCUUUAGCUUUCUAACAUUAGCUAGUUAACUUGGACGUCUCAUGCCUGUAAUGCAUGCAUUGUGUAGGCUAAUGUUCCAGUAUUUUAAGAAUGAACACGUUCAAACUAAAAGAUGUAAGAGUGACAUCCCACAGUCUUUCUCUCUUUUUCUUCUGCCCCUGACUCUAACGCUCUUUAGCCUAUAGCCUUCAUAUCAUGUUGUAGUGUAAGUUCUGUGUUAUGAGAUACAUCUUGUCCUUUAUGUGCACAAAACAGGAUUGAUCUCAGCUUUUCUGCUGCUAUUUUUCGUGGAAUGCUGGUGUGACAUUAAACAGUAAGGCAGUUGUACUGAGUA